AUGCUACGGGUUCGGAAGAGAAACACGAUUUUGCCCGUGACUUUUCUUAUGGUUCAGCUGGCAACUAUCUGGCAGGUCUGGUCGGAGCCGAAUAUAUAUGCCGACCUUGCAAUUGCUGAUGCCGUUAUAUCACUUCUGGCAGCGAUCGGAGUUCUGAUAAUCGCAGUACUUGAACAAAGUCGGAGAUUCCAUUCAUUGCAUAUUGUACAUGUAUAUCUUGCUUUUUCAUUGACACGAGAUCUCAUUGAGUUCGGAGCUCAGUCAAACUGCUCCAGCAUGCGCAAUUGUCAUUUGAUAAAGAUCAGGGUAUGCUUAGAGGGUAUUUGGCUGCUGUGGGAUUCUUACAUUAAGGAGGUGGUCAUUCAUCAACUUUCUCGAAGUUCUUCGGCAUCGGAAGAGGCUUCUGGUGUCCUUGGUCGAAUCUUCUUCUGGUGGAUUCAUCCAGUGCUCAAGGAAGGGUAUAAAGCUGUUCUCAAUCCUGAGAAUCUACCUGAAAUUGAUAGCCAACUUUUGUCAGAAGGUUUGCGAGCACGAGCUGUGAGAGCGUGGGCUACUCGGUCCGAACCUCUCAACCGGUGGACUUUGCCUUUUAUGUUGGUGAGCUGUCUUAAAACCGCAUUUCUUUUGCCAAUACUGUCCCGAAUGUCUCUUAUUCUAUUUACCUACCUGCAACCUAUUUUCAUUGGUGUGGCUAUCAAUUUCUGCAAGGGACCCACCUCCCAUACCAGUGAUACCACGAGUGCAGAUAGUGGACUACGAUUAGUUCUCUUUUCAGCAAUCGUGUACUUAGGAAUGGCAGUGUCGGGGCCAACUUAUCAGCAUCAAAUUAAUCGGUUGCGCGUUAUGACCCGAGGAGCAUUGAUCAGUCUCGUUCAUCACCAGUCUCUACAUAUGUCAACAACAGGAUCCAAAGACUCUGAAGCGCUGACCUUGGUCAGUUCGGACAUUGACAACAUUGAGUCGUUUGGAGAGACGUUCCACGAGACUUGGGCCCGGCUGCUAGAAGUGAUAAUCGGGACCAUGCUUUUGGCCGCUCAAAUAGGAUGGUUUGCCUUCCUGCCAUUGGUCAUCGUUUUCGGUUGCUCUAGAGUGAGUGCAUAUGUCGCAAAGCAUUUAGACGGCAUGCAGAAGGACUGGAACGUGGCCACACAAAAACGUCUUGCCACCGUUGCAGCAGCUUUAGGGGGUAUAAAAAGCCUAAAAAUGAUGGGAAUGGAGGAUGCAGUUCAGUCUCUGAUUUCGUAUUUGCGAAGCGAGGAGAUUGGCUCAUCAAAACGAUUGAGAUGGAUUUUAGUCACUUAUAACGCAAGCGCAAACGCACUUGGUAUUUUUGCUCCAGUUCUUACUCUGAUUCUUUACGCCCUCACAUUAGAAAAUGGUGGAGUUCUGCGGGCUGAUGAAGUUUUUACAUCGGUGGCUCUGCUUACUAUGGUGACACAUCCGGCUAAUAUGGUCAUGACCCUGAUUCCCCAGGCCAUUGCGAUCAUGGCAAAUUUUGAUCGAGUUCAAUCUUAUGUCAGCCAACCAUCCAUUCAGGAUAAGCGGGAGUAUUCUGCGGAAAGCAACGUUCGAAAAUUAGCCUCUAUUCAAAACGUUUCAAUCACAUCUCCCUCAACUUCUCUUACCCUUCUUCGAGAUGUUUGUAUUGACCUAAAUAGAGGAGAGAUUGUUAUCUGUGCCGGUGCGGUGGGAAGUGGGAAAACAAUGUUAGCGAUGGCCAUCCUAGGGGAAGCCCAUCUGACAACUGGCACGAUCAGAGUCUCUUCGAAAGAGAUUGCUUACUGUUCUCAAGAACCGUGGCUACCGUCUGUAACUAUUCGUGACGCUAUAUCUGGGGGAGGUCUUGACCUGGAUCUCGAAUGGUACAAUACUGUUAUCGACGCGUGUGGCUUGGUACCUGAUUUCACUACUUUUGCUCGUGGUGAUAUGACCCUGAUUGAAAAUAAUGGAAUUAACCUUUCGGGAGGACAGAAACAGCGUAUAGCUCUGGCUCGAGCAGUCUACUCACGCCACAGAAUUCUUGUCCUGGAUGAUCCAUUCAGUGCAAUUGAUGGAAAGACAGUAGAUCGCAUCAUAGGCAGGCUUUUGAGCACACGAGGUCUGCUCAAGAGAAUGGCUACGACGGUCUUUCUGAUAACCAACUCUAGGAAACUUGAUUCAUUUGCAGAUAAAUUACUAGUCCUGCAAGACUCAUGCAUUCAUCUCCGCGAUCCGUCUAGCUUUGAAGAUACGGAAGAUUCCUCGGCGCCAUCCAUAUCGAUUGACACAGAUAAUCUUAAGAGCGAGUUGAUAGAAACACCCAAACCAAAAGGCGUGAAUCAUCGAAUAAAGGAUGCUGCGGAUGACAUAACCCGGGCAACUGGGGAUAUUGCAGUAUAUGGGUACUAUGUCGGUUCGAUUGGCCGAUUAAACGCGCUUCUGAUGAGUGGCUGUACUGCAGCUUACUCCUUCUGCUUAACAUUCUCCCAGUACAUUCUAAAAUGGGCAACCGAGUCUCCCCCCGAAAAGUUAAAAAUCUACAUGGCCCUCUAUGCGGCAAUUUCGUUUAUCGCAUGGGUUGCAACAAAUGGAACCAUGUGGUCUACUCAAAUCAAGAUCGCUGUUCGGUCAGGAACAGUAUUACACGCACAGUUACUUGAGCGAGUUCUUAGGGCACCUUUAUCUUAUUUCACCCAGACAGACGUCGGCGCCAUCCUGAAUAGGUUUGGCCAGGAUAUCAAUCUCGUCGAUAAGCAAUUGCCGCCUGCCUUGGCGAACUUGAACAACCAAAUUUUCAAGCUUUUAAUGCAGCUAGUGCUGCUUUUGAGUGUUCAACCUAUAAUGGUGGUAACGGUGCCAUCCUGUUUCAUGUCUGUGUACUUCAUUCAGAAGAUCUAUCUUCGGACAUCGCGGCAAUUACGGUUCCUCGACUUAGAAUCACGUUCGCAGUUGUAUACCAGCUUUUUGGAUACGACCAGUGGCGUUACUACAAUUCGAGCCUUUGGCUGGAAAGAGAAAUUCAAAGAUGAGAACAUCAGAGCCAUUGAUAUCUCGCAAAAGCCGUUUUAUCUUCUUCUUUGCUUACAAUGCUGGUUGAAAGUGGUCCUAGAUUGUCUCAUGGCUAUCAUUGCAAUUGAUCUUAUUGCACUUACUGUGAUGUAUCGAAAUACCGUUACAGGUGUUGAUCUUGGUUUGAGCCUCAACCUGAUCAUUUUAGCAAACACCACACUCUUACGGCUGGUGCAGUCCUGGACAUCUCUAGAAACUUCGUUGGGGGCUAUUGCUAGAUUGAAGAACAUACAAGAGUCCGUGCCAAGUCAAGAAAGAGACCCGUAUGCUGUGGAUCCGGGUCCUCGAUGGCCAUCCCUAGGAGAUGUGCGGUUGGAAGAGGUUUCGGCCUCCUACUCUCAAUCCUUGAAACUUGCUUUGCGCAAUGUCUCCCUCAGCAUAAAUCCCGGACAAAAGCUAAUCGUUGUGGGGCGGACAGGGAGUGGGAAGAGCACUCUGAUGCUUACUUUGCUUCAGCUCCUCAACACCAGACAAGGAUCAAUCUGGAUCGACGAUGUAGAUAUCACUCAGAUCCCAUUAAGAACUUUACGGCAGCGAGGUUUUAUCGCAGUACCCCAAGAUGGCUUUAACGUUCCAUCUGCAAGCUUACGUUUCAACCUAGACCCUUACCACAUGAAUUCUGAGGAAGACAUAGUGAUGGCUCUGAAAAGGGUGGGAAUUUGGGAGAGGAUCUGGUUAACUUAUGGCGAUCCAACGUGCGAGACAGCAGGUGCAAGUGCAGAUGUCGGGAGAUUGCUAGAUUCCCCUAUCUCAUUAUUUUUACCUUUCUCCGCGGGGCAGCUUCAAUUAUUCGCAUUAUGCCGAACAUUACUGCGAGUGAAAUCUAACGCAUUGACCAAGCCAAUCAUCAUAUUAGACGAGGCUAGCUCCUCAUUAGACCCAGAAACAGAGUCCAUUCUCGUGGAUCUUCUACGAGAUGAUCUCCGAGAUCAUACAGUUGUUAUAAUUGCCCAUCGGCUUGAGGGAUUCAUAAAGGCCAUGAGACCAGGAAUUGAUGCAAUUGUGACAAUGAAAGAUGGACAACUACAGAAGCUAUCUCUUAUUGGCAGCCAGGACUCUGAUGCGAUUCAGUAUACAGUUUGUCAUUGA
This is a messenger RNA of Talaromyces marneffei, 4137 nucleotides long. RefSeq lists its product as uncharacterized. Gene Ontology annotation, cellular component: membrane. Gene Ontology annotation, biological process: transmembrane transport. The coding region runs from base 1 to 4137 and encodes 1378 amino acids. The record is from RefSeq and is a predicted model, not a curated record. Gene Ontology annotation, molecular function: ATP hydrolysis activity; ATP binding; ABC-type transporter activity. The transcript is spliced from 15 exons. Lineage: Eukaryota; Fungi; Ascomycota; Eurotiomycetes; Eurotiales; Trichocomaceae.